AUGAGUUCCAUUGAUGAACGGAAAAUUUGGAAACAUUGGGCUUACCUGAAGAAUGAGCUACCCGCAGAUGAAAUUGUGGAUGGAAUGGUUGAGGCAGGAAUCUUUGCACCAACCCAAGGGAGAGAUAUUCUUAGCGUUCAACCAAACACACGACAAAUGAAAGCUGAAAAGUUUCUCAAUAGUCUUAUUAAUGCUGGGGACAAAGGUUUUGAAACGUUUUGUAACAUUAUGAGACGGGACAACGAAAACCGAUACAAAGCCAUAAUGGAAAGGCUAGAGAUAGGAGAGAACGCAGGAGGAUGUACUGGCGGGGGUGCUUCUGCCUCCAAUGUCAUUCACGUUCGACCUACAGGUUCAGCUACUCCUUUAGACAAAAUCAGGCCAGAUUCAGGCAUGUCGGGAUCUCAGAGGCCCAUCUCCAGCAUGUCUUCUUCUAGUGCCAGUACAGAUAUCAGUAUGCCGAGCAGAGAUGGCGAAACUGGUGAAAAGAACCAGAGAAGGGGUAAAUCGGCGGCUCGGCGAGCAUGGAGGUCCGAGUCAUCCGCUAGCGAAUCCUUCCCACCAACUAACCAAGUUCCUCCAAACAAUGCUAUUGCCCCGUAUGGAGGGUUAGCUAGGGCACCAAGUACAGGUGAGGCGAUUAUUACACAAUCAAGGAAUUCAGAUUACGAUGGACGUUCGGAUAUAGCAUCUGCUUCCGGAGGCCAUUCCUCUGGAGGACCUGGGGCAGAUAGUAAUUCACAAGGAUCAUCUUCUGAAGCACCAGGUGUUGAUAUGAAAGCGCUAGAGCAGGAAUUAGUCCGUAUUGCACCGACUAUUGCAGAACUUUUCCAAAAAUUCGCUAAGACAACGUGCAAGGAACCUGUAAGUGAAGAGGAAAUACAAAACGUUAAAGCCGAAAACGAGCGACUGAGAAAAACCAAUCGUGCCCUCAUUGAAAAACUGAACUCCUUCCAGCACAGGAUUAUUCAACUUCAGUUGGAAAACAAAAAACUCAGGGAAGAGGGUGAGGGUGUGAUGGAGGCAAAAGAUGAGCUAGACAGGAAAGAAUUUGAACUGAAAGAUCUAGAAAAGAGACUUGAAGAGCAAAAACAAGCACUGGAAGAGAAGGAGAUGGAACUUAACAACCAGUUGAUGAAAAUACAGGAUAUCGAGAAUGAUAUCGCCAGACAGAAGGAGCAGAUAAAGAAAUUGGAGACCCUUCACGAGGAGGGACAACUCGACAACGAACGACAACAAGAAGAAAUCCUAAUUCUUCGAGAAGACAAGAAGAAACAACAACAGCAGAUACUGAAGUUGGAAUUCAAACAGAGGGUGGGAGAGGAACGUCUCCAGAGCUUAGACGCUAGGAUGAGGCAGCUAGAACAACCCAAAAGGAACUUCAGGAGGAGUGAUCCUUCAAAGAUCAAACCAAGACGACCAUUAGGAAUGUUUUACAACUGA
Molecule: messenger RNA, 1443 nt
Organism: Ylistrum balloti
Lineage: Eukaryota; Metazoa; Mollusca; Bivalvia; Pectinida; Pectinidae
Product: mediator of RNA polymerase II transcription subunit 12-like
Exons: 3
Coding region: 1-1443 (480 amino acids)
Biological process (GO): regulation of apoptotic process
Source: RefSeq, a predicted model, not a curated record